Messenger RNA from Dermatophagoides farinae (American house dust mite), 2835 nucleotides. Lineage: Eukaryota; Metazoa; Arthropoda; Arachnida; Sarcoptiformes; Pyroglyphidae. The record is from RefSeq and is a predicted model, not a curated record.
UGCGAUAUAUUUUGAUAGUUCCAAGUGAUUGUAUGUUGUUGUUUGACAUUGUGAAACAUUGUGCGUGAUUAAAUAAUCAACAAUAACAACAAAUAACGUUUUUGUUUUUUGAUUUAUGAUUAAAAAAAUUUUAUUUUAUUUUGGCGCCGAUAGCUUGAUGGAUCAUACCAUCCAUCAUCGAUGAUCAAUACGGAUAAUGUACCAUCUACAGUGUAUGUGUUGAAAUUUUUUCCUUUUAACUACUAUCAAAUACACAAAAUCUUGAGGUUUUUUUCAAAAAAAAAAAAAUAAGUAUAUCAUCUCAUAUGGAAAAUGACUCUUGAUUGCCGAUUUGCUUGUUCAUAAUAAUAAUUAUUGAUAAAUUUGAUCAGACCGAUCAGUGAUCAAUGAUCAUAGAGUAUCAUCAAUACAAAUGAAUUAAAUCAAAAAAAAAUUGAUUCAUCAAUCAUUAAAAUAAACACCCUACAUCGACACAUCACGACCUAUACACACGCCCAUCAAAAUUGACGAAAACAUCCUAUGUCCAUCGUAUGAUCAUUUAUAUUGAAUAAAUUGACUGACAACUUGUUACAAACAUUGACAAUUUUCAUCCAAAACAACAAAUUCACUCAUUUUGUAUUUGUGAAAAACAUCGUAACCAGUUUUCAUGAUGAUGAUGAAAAAAUCUUUAGCCAUAACGGCUCAUCGUUUUAUUUUUGCUAGAAAUGUACGUUUGACCGAUCUAGUUAAACAUCGUACAAUGAUUUCUGUUGCUUAUCAAAAAGGCCAUUUUGAAGGUGCCGAAAGUCUUGGUUGUCAAACGACAAAAACAUCGUUCAAUACCGUUUCGAGUCGUGGCCUUACAAAUCUUAGUGCAGCCACACUCAGUGAUUCUGUUAAGAAAUUCAUCGAGGACAAAGCACGAGUCUGUAAACCGGAUCAGAUUCAAAUUUGUGAUGGCUCCGAAACGGAAAAUCAACAAUUGAUUGAUUUGAUGGUCAAACAGGGAAUGCUUGAAAAGCUGCCAAAAUAUGAAAAUUGCUGGUUGGCAAGAACCGAUCCAGCCGAUGUAGCCCGUGUUGAAUCCAAGACGAUCAUUUCAACAGUAAACAAACGUGACACAAUUCCUAUACCAAAAGAAGGUGUAGAAGGUACAUUGGGCAAAUGGCUUUCACCAGAAGAUUUACAAAAAGCUUUGGAUGAACGAUUUCCUGAUUGUAUGAAAGGUCGUACCAUGUAUGUUAUACCGUUUAGCAUGGGGCCAAUCGGUUCACCAUUAUCAAAAAUUGGAAUUCAAUUGACCGAUUCUCCAUAUGUGGUUGCAUCAAUGAGAAUCAUGACGAGAAUGGGAGAAGCAGUUUUAAAAACUUUAGGCGAACGGGAAGAUUUUAUUCGCUGUCUUCAUUCGGUUGGAUGUCCAUUGCCAUUACAGCGGCCAUUAAAACAGAAUUGGCCUUGUAAUCCUGAAAAAACAUUAAUUUCACAUAUUCCAGAUAGAAAUGAAAUCAUUUCAUUUGGUUCUGGUUAUGGUGGAAAUUCAUUAUUGGGUAAAAAAUGUUUCGCUCUUCGAUUAGGAUCAAUUCUAGCUAAACGUGAAGGAUGGUUUGCUGAACAUAUGCUAAUCUUGGGCAUUACUAAUCCUCAAGGUAUUAAACGAUACGUAGUGGCCGCUUUUCCAUCCGCUUGUGGUAAAACAAAUCUGGCCAUGUUAACACCAACAUUACCCGGCUAUAAAGUUGAAUGUGUCGGUGAUGACAUUUCAUGGAUGCGUUUCGAUAAAAACGGCGUUCUACGUGCAAUCAAUCCAGAAUAUGGUUUCUUUGGUGUUGCACCUGGUACUACUAAUAAAACCAAUCCUAAUGCUAUGAAAACUAUCUCAAGAAAUACUGUAUUCACUAACGUUGCCAAAACAUCUGAUGGUGGUGUCUAUUGGGAAGGGUUGGAAGAUGAAAUCGAUCCAAAUGUGAAGAUUACCUCCUGGUUAGGUGAAGAAUGGACCAAAGAUAGUGGAAAACCAGCAGCACAUCCAAACUCGCGUUUCUGUACUCCAGCUGGCCAAUGUCCAAUAAUCGAUUCAUGUUGGGAAGAUUCACAAGGUGUACCAAUCAGUGCAAUUAUUUUUGGUGGACGUCGUCCCGAAGGUGUACCACUUGUUUACGAAUCAUUUGAUUGGAAACAUGGUGUUCUUGUUGGAGCAUCAUUACGUUCCGAAGCAACUGCAGCUGCUGAACAUAAAGCUAAAGUUAUAAUGCAUGAUCCAUUUGCAAUGCGACCAUUUUUCGGUUAUAAUUUUGGCCAUUAUCUGGAUCAUUGGCUAAGUUUUGCUGAAAAACCAGGACUACAACUUCCAAAGAUAUUCCAUGUAAAUUGGUUCCGCAAAGAUAAACAAUCUGGUAAAUUUUUAUGGCCAGGAUUUGGCGAAAAUUGUCGAGUGCUUGAUUGGAUCAUACGACGUGUGGAAAAUGAAAACAUUACUAUGGAUUCACCAAUCGGUUAUCUUCCAAAAAGAGAUUCAUUCCGUGCUGAAGGGCUAGAUAUUGACUAUGAUAAAUUGUUCGAUGUACCUAAGGAUUUUUGGAAACAAGAAGUCACCAGUAUUCGCAAAUAUUUUGACGAACAAGUUGGUGAAGAUUUGCCCAAAGAUAUGAAUGAACAAUUGAAUAAAUUGGAACAACGUCUCAAUCAAUAAUGAUGAACACGAAUUUCAACAGACAAUUCAAAACAUACCAUCGUUGACAAACGAAUUUUUCCUUAUCUAUUCUAAUGAAAUCCGACUAUGUACCUAAUGAAAAAAAAACAAUUUAUUGAUUAUGAUUUUAAAUCGAAUAAAAAUUUUAUUACGUUUUGUAAAUUUGA